AUUUCAUCCAGCAACUUCAAGAAGAACUCAACAGAAAACUUUUUGACAACUUAAUAUCUUUUCUGAAGAAGUCACACCUAGCUUUUCAUGAUGAAAGAAAUGGUUGGAGUUGUAGAGUGAGAUCUAGUGAAAUCCCCACUGCUGCUCUUCUGCUUGGUGUCAACGUCACCGACCAUGAGCUUACAUUUGAAAGCCUCUCAGAGAUUCUUAAUGAUCAGGUUACUCCAUUUGUGGUCUUACUGCAAGCCAAGGAAUGUCCAGGAAUCAAGUAUCUGCUUCAGAAACUGCUCUCACAACUCAUGGGAUGCAGUGCAGACUUGGACCUUGAUGAAGAGGAAGAGUAUGCAGCAGUGUCUCAGAGGAAAAUGAACUGCUCUAUGGCAUCUCUGUGUAGCUGGUAUCAAAAGGCUACAAAGAAAUCCAUUUCUCCCAAAAAAAAAGAGAUCAUUGUCCCCAGGACAUUGGCAGGCACCUCCGGUGGUUGUGGUGUUUAAAGAUCUUGAAAGCUUCUCCGCUAAGGUUCUGCAAGAAUUUAUCGUUAUAAGCAGCCGGUAUAUUAAAGAAUUGCCAUUAGUCCUGGUAUUUGGUAUUGCCACGUCUCCAGUGAUAAUUCACAGGCUCCUGUCCCAUUCUGUAUCCUCACUGCUGUGCAUAGAACUCUUCCAGUCCUUAUCUUGCACAGAACAUUUGGCAACAGUUGUUGAUAAGCUUCUCAUCUCUAAUAGUUUUCCAUUUAAGCUUAGUGGAAAAGUCUUGCAAGUCCUGAUCACUAUAUUUUUGUACCACGAUUUUUCAGUGCAAAAUUUCAUCAAAGGCCUUCAGCUGUCAUUAGUAGAGCAUUUUUACUCCCAACCGCUUACUGUUUUGUGUUGUGACCUUCCAGAGAUGAGGAAUCGUGUGAAGAACUUAACGCAUAAUCAAUGUGAAAACAUUCGUCAUUUAGCAUCUUUUAUGAGGUAUGUUGAAAAUCAGACACCUGAAAUACAAGUGAAGCUUCUUACGAAAGACGGUUAUUUAAAAGAAGUAACACAAACAUUUCUGGAAAAUUUGCACUCCUACCAUGAGAAUUACAUUCCAGUGUUAAGAUGCCUCCAUCAUUUUACAUGUAUCCUCCCCAAAUAUCCCUUGGGAAAGCAGAUCAGAGAACUUUACUGUGCUUGUCUGGAAAAGAAAGUUUGGGAAACUGAAGAUUACAUUUCAGCUUUGCAGCUUCUUAGGAUGUUGGCAAAAGAUGAACUUGUGGCCACACUUCAAAAGUGUGUGGAAGUUUUAAAACCAUAUUCUGCAAAGCAACUUGGCAGCACUCUGAAAAAGCUGGAGGAGUUUCUGGUUCAAUUCCAGUGUUCUGAAGGAGAACAUUUGGAAAAUAUGGAUGAUGAAGAGAGUGCAGCACAAAAGGGCCUGCAGAAGAAGAUAGACCUCUAUAACCUUCAAAAGACUUUGUUAGAAAUGAAAGAAACAAGAAGAACAAAGAAACUAAGCAGGUUUGAAUCUUUGCGACUCGAAGUCACAGACUUUCUGGAUAGUCUUGUAAGGGAUUAUUUGGCACCCCCCGAAACACAGCCUUUGUAUGAAGUUGUAUAUUUUAGUGCUGCAAGCAUUCUCCGCAAACACCUUAAUGCUGUACCACGUAUCGCCCUUCACACAGCUCUGAACAAUCCUUCAUCUUACCUGAAGUCUUUGGAAAGUGAAGGAGGAGCCUUAACCAGCACAGCUCCAGAUGUUUGCAUUGCAUACAAGCUGCAUCUUGAAUGUGGACGACUUAUUAAUCUCUAUGAUUGGUUAGAGGCAUUUGCAACAGUUGUCAACACUAAUGAUGACAGUGACAUGGAUUCCCUACAGCCAGUGGAUGAAAUGACUCAUGCUCGUUUUAUCAGGGCUGUCUCAGAGUUGGAACUCCUAGGCUUUGUAAAGCCCUCAAAACAGAAGACUGAUCAUGUGGCACGUUUGACAUGGGGCGGAUGUUAA
This is a messenger RNA of Staurois parvus, 1968 nucleotides long. The record is from the annotation of a GenBank genome assembly. NCBI's taxonomy places the organism in Eukaryota, Metazoa, Chordata, Amphibia, Anura, Ranidae.